Molecule: messenger RNA, 2064 nt
Organism: Selaginella moellendorffii
Lineage: Eukaryota; Viridiplantae; Streptophyta; Lycopodiopsida; Selaginellales; Selaginellaceae
Exons: 11
Coding region: 1-1821 (606 amino acids)
Source: RefSeq, a predicted model, not a curated record
AUGCAUCUUAGAGAUUUUAGCUUUGGAGAGGGCCGCGCGUACGCGAGCCCUCAACUUCCACAAAUUACGACGUCCACUCCUCCACUUUGGGAAGAUGGUAGGCCGGCCAAGCCUAAGUGCAAUGGGAAGGCCGAACCUAGGCCAUUGGCCUUCAUGAUCACCAAUAGACCCCGUCCAGCACACUCGCUGUACGGACCCGUGGGCGACACAGGAUCACGGGAGUGGCUGCGUGUGUCGUACUGUCCGGAGGAAUGCAACACGGGAGAAGCGCGCGCGAUUCAUGGAUCAAUAUGGGGAUUUGGAGGGAAGAACUCUUUAAACACUUCCCAGCCUCUAAACAAAUCCAUCGCUGCGAAAGGGAUCGAUGCAUCGCCACCCUCGAGCUGGGCGAUCCAACGGAGCACAUGCGCGCGAACGUUCUUCGGUUUCGAUCGAUCGUUCGUUUUCCCUUCGUGUUCUUCUUGGGGGCCUAGCCUCGAAUCUUCUCCAUCGAUCAAGCAGCCAAUCGCUCUUUGGCUAUGGCCGCUUGGAUCGUUCUCCUUCUCUUCGCAACACGCAUUGUUCCAAAGUUUUGCGAGGAGCAACGCUAGCAGCAGCGGCCGCGUCGAAUCCGGCAGGAGAUUCUUGCUGGAUUACAUCAAUCGUCCCUUCGUCAAGAGCUUCAAUCUUUCGGAUGGGAGCGUGGUGGAUUGCGUGAGGAUAGAAGACCAGCUUGGAAUCCAGCAUCCUCUCCUCAAGAACCACAAGAUCCUGAGAAAGCCGACGAUCUUGCAGCCACAGUCGAGCGAUCGCUCCGCCAGCAGCAGGAGCGGUCGAUUCAAACGCAAUGCCACUUCUUCGUCGCCAUGGCAGCUCUUCCACCACGAACACAACUCCUGCCCCGACGCCACCGUGCCCGUCCGCCGCCUCCUUCCCAAGGACCUGGAUCGAAUGCAAACCCCCGAGGUGUUCCUCCACAAGUACCCCCAGUCGAUCCAGUCGGGCACGCACCGCAUUGCCGCGUCGCCCAACUCGCGAUCCUCGCGAAAGAAGCGAAGAAGGCGAAGAACAAGGAGAGACCAUCAUCUCACUCCUCCAUCGGUUGAUGGGCACCAGUAUGCGAUCGUCCAGGCAGUGGGCAGCUUCUCAGGAUCACAGGCCUACCUCAGCAUCUGGGAUCCGGCGGUGGCUACCUCGUCGGAUUUUAGCCUCUCGCAGCUCUGGCUGGGCGGAGGAUCUCACGAGAGCAUCAACACGGUAGAAGCCGGAUGGCAAGUCUACGAGCUCCUCAAUGGCGACAGAAGCCCACACCUCUUCAUCUUCUGGACGGCCGAUUCCUACAAGAACUCGGGCUGCUACAACCUCCGCUGCCCCGGAUUCAUCCAAACCAGCCCCAACGUCCUCCUUGGCGGCGCAAUCUCCUCCAUCUCCAGCCCCGACUCCAGCCUCUUCUUCAAGAAAUUCCUGAUCUUCAAGGAUCCAGUCGCGUGGUGGCUCCAGAUCGACGACGAGUGGGUGGGCUACUGGCCGGCGUCGCUCUUCACGACGCUGGGGCAGAGCUCGCAGUGGAUGCAAUGGGGCGGCGAGGUGUGCCUCUCGGGAGCCUCCGAUGGGCCGGAGCUCUCCACGCAAAUGGGGAGUGGCUUCUUCCCCGCCGAGGGCAACACGCGCGCGGCGUCCCAGUGCGAGCUCGCCUACCUGGACGAUCAAAUGCGCCAGUUUGACGCCGUGGAUCUCGCCGAGUUCUCCACCGAUCCCGAGUGCUACACCGCCAGGAAGUACUUCGAUCGAAACUGGGGCUCGUAUAUCAUCUUUGGCGGCCGGGGAUGCUCCAAGAGCUAGUCGCCACUGGCGAUCUAUUUUCUCUUCUUCUUCUUCUUCUUCGUCUAGAUCGUCUUGGGUUUUUGAGAGAUUUUUCUCUAUCAUCUCAGCAGCAGCCUCACUAUUUCGUGAUGGCGUAACUUUCGAUCAUCCAUUCCUUGUUCUCGCGAUAUAGAGUCUUUGACACGGUCAACUUUCUUGUCUCCCUCGUUGGAACGAAAAAUCAGUGAGACUGACUUCCAUGGACUUCCAUGGAUUCCUGGU